CGCGGGGGCUGGCCACGCCCCCUGGGACCGCCAUGGCGGCGCGAGGCCGCAGCACCUGAGGCAGGAUGAAGGAGUGGUGGGUGCAGGUGGGGCUGCUGACCGUGCCCCUCCUGGCCGUCUACCUCCACAUCCCACCCCCCAGACUCUCCCCUGCUCUCCUCUCCUGGAGAUCCUCUGGAGGCUACUUCACCUACGAGGACCAGAAGAUCUUCUACAGAGACUCGCCCGGCGCCGUCGGCAGCUCCGACGUCGUCGUCCUCCUCCAUGGCUUCCCAACCUCCAGCUACGACUGGUGCAAGAUCUGGGAAGGGCUGACCCAGCGGUUUCACCGGGUGGUUGCUCUGGACUUUGUGGGAUUUGGUUUCAGUGACAAACCUAGGCCCCACCAUUACUCCAUCUUUGAGCAAGCCAGCAUCGUGGAGGGGCUGGUGCAUCACCUCGGCCUCCAGCACCAGAGGAUCAACCUCCUGUCCCACGACUAUGGGGAUACAGUUGCCCAGGAGCUGCUGCACAGGUAUGAGCACAAUAAAACUGGCAGCAUCUUGAUCAACAGCCUGUGUUUGUCCAACGGAGGGAUUUUCCCCGAAACUCACUAUCCCCGCUUCAUCCAGAAGAUCCUCAAGGAUGGGGGGUUGCUGUCCCCCAUCAUCACGCGGCUGAUGAACUUCUUUUUCUUCUCCAGAGGGCUCGGAGCAGUCUUUGGGCCCUACACACAGCCCUCACAGGCCGAGUACUGGGACAUGUGGACAGCGGUGAGGACCAACGACGGCAACCUCGUCGUUGACAGCAUUUUGCAGUACAUCAACCAGAGGAAGAAGCACCGAGACCGCUGGGUUGGGGCUCUGGUGUCCACCUCUGUCCCACUGCAUCUCAUCUACGGGCCCCUGGACCCUGUGAAUCCACACCCUGAGUUUCUUCAGCUUUACAAGAAGGUGCUUCCCAUGUCCACAGUGUCUGUGCUGGAUGACCACAUCAGCCACUAUCCACAGCUGGAGGAUCCCACAGGCUUCCUGAAUGCCUACCUGAACUUCAUCAACUCCUUCUGAGCUGCUGCAGCUCAGGUCUCACUCUCUUCCUGAGUCAGGCUUUGGGGGCAGGAAGAAACCUUUGAUUUUUAUCUCCAGGCCCAACACUUUCCACUAAACACCCUCAUCUUUGCCUGCCAAAGGUUCCUGCAGAUAAAUCCUUUGAGCACCAGAAAAAGAUGAGCCUGCAGGGAGGCUUGGACAAAACCAUCAACCUGAGUUCCAAGAUGCUGGCAGCUCCUCCAGCCCUGCUCUCAUCUUGCUUCUUGACUGGCUGGUCUCUGUGUUUAGAGCCAGGAAGGCUCAAGGGGACAACAGGGACACCCCUGAGGGGAGGCAGAGCAGGUCUGUCAGUCCAAGAGGCCUCACUGGCCUUCACUGCCAGGCCAUGUUGCCUGCCACAGGAAGACAGGACCUCUGAAAUAUUCCCAAGAUGGAUGUUGGUUUGGGUUUUGAGUUCAAAUGCCAUCUAGUGUUACAAGCCCUGGCCAGCCUGUCAGCACUGAAGACUCUGAGUUUGCCUGAAGGCAGCAGGAGAGCUCAAUAUCCCAACUAAUCCCUCACAAUAGAGGCAACAGCACUCUGCACCCAAAAAGGGGCAUGUAAACACUAAUUAUGUCUUCACUUUUGAAUGGCUGAUUACUCAAAGGUAAGCUCUAAACCUCUUUAUUUUUUUUAACCACAUCACUUGUUUCUCCAAGUUUCAGUUCUCCAAGCAGAGCUGCUCACUCUCACUACCCCCUGGCACUAUCUCAGGAGCUCCUGUUGCCCUGGAGCAAGGAGAUUGCCCAAUACUGGCACUAGGCAAAGCCAAAGUGUUCCAAGCAAUAGCUAUUCCAGCCACAGGGAUCUGGGAGAGAUGCUUAAAUUAGCAUUAAAAUACUACUCCUUUCUUCCUACCCCCCAGCCCCGACUUGAUAAACUAAAGAAUCAUCAGCAGAGAGAUGCAGAACUUCCCUCUCCCAAGGAAGCCAACCACAAAGUCCCUCCUUCCUCCUCUCUUCCCAACUUUUUGAUACAGGAUGUCUCACAUCCCUGAGCCCAGGAAAAGGCUGCAGUGUUGUUUGGUAUUUCCUGACAUAAGGCUCAGAGAACUGAAUAUGCCCUGACAGCUGGAGUUUAAUCUCUCUCUCUACAUUCAUUUUUUUCCUGUGUGGAACAGAGGAGAGGAGCAUCAGGGAAUUGUAAAGUUGCAGACUCAGCUGUUUUGGGGUGAUUUUUAACUUCUUAUGUUUGAAAUUCCAUAACAUCCCUUUAGGAAUAAGGGGCUUCCCCUGAGGAAACAGCCCUGCUGGGCUACUUUUUCUGUACUGAAGCAGAAUCAGAACAAGAAAUUUCUAUUUUAUUAACAGCAAUGGAUACAAAUCCCACCACUUGGACCAGUGUUUAUUUUCUGUUAAUAAAAACCCGUUUUGACAAAA
This is a messenger RNA of Apus apus (common swift), 2446 nucleotides long. It is a transcript of the gene MEST, whose product is annotated as mesoderm specific transcript. The record is from RefSeq and is a predicted model, not a curated record. Bases 66 to 1046 code for a protein of 326 amino acids. Gene Ontology annotation, molecular function: catalytic activity. NCBI's taxonomy places the organism in Eukaryota, Metazoa, Chordata, Aves, Apodiformes, Apodidae. The transcript is spliced from 12 exons.